This is a messenger RNA of Caenorhabditis sp. 36 PRJEB53466, 491 nucleotides long. NCBI's taxonomy places the organism in Eukaryota, Metazoa, Nematoda, Chromadorea, Rhabditida, Rhabditidae. The record is from the annotation of a GenBank genome assembly.
AUGGGCCCGCACCGUCUGCUCUACCAGGCUCUGUGCAAAGCCGGCGAUAAGUUCGUUUAUCCGAUCCUUCCGGCCUUCGCCAAGCCUGCCUGGAAUCACGCCGCCGGCCCCAAGACUGUUUUCUUCUGGGCUCCCACCAUUAAAUGGGCCCUCGUUGGAGCCGGACUCGCCGAUUUGGCCAGACCCGCCGAUAAGCUCUCUGUUUACCAGGUGAGCAUUGAUUGUGAAACAAAAAAACAUAAAUUACUGAACAGAACUCUGCUUUGUUCGCCACCGGCGCCAUCUGGACUCGUUACUGCCUGGUCAUCACUCCGAUCAAUUACUAUCUGAGCAGUGUCAACUUCUUCGUCAUGUGUACCGGACUGGCUCAGCUGUGCAGAGUUGCUCACUAUAGGCAAUCCUCGACUCCUCGCGCCCAUCAAACUUAUUCUCUUCGUUUCAGGUACCAAAACCCCGAUUGGGAAGCGAAGGAGAUCAUGGAGACUAACUGA